This is a messenger RNA of Ogataea philodendri, 318 nucleotides long. RefSeq lists its product as uncharacterized. Bases 1 to 318 code for a protein of 105 amino acids. The record is from RefSeq and is a predicted model, not a curated record. NCBI's taxonomy places the organism in Eukaryota, Fungi, Ascomycota, Pichiomycetes, Pichiales, Pichiaceae. The transcript has a single exon.
AUGACCAGUUUGUGGUUGGACUUUGUGUUGCAGAUGAACUCGUGGUACUUUCGAAUUGCCAGAGAGAUGUUCUUCUUGCGCUCGAAUCUAUUCACCGACAGGAAGAACGGUUCUUCUUUAAAGAACUCAGAUACCUCAUCCACUGAGGACUGGUUCAGCCGGAUGUCGCCGACGCACGGGUACAACACGUCGAGCGACUCCGGUUUGAGGCUCUUGAAAGCGCUGCUAGCUGUCUUUUUGGUGAAGUUGGAGUUCACCAAGAUCUUGUCUGCGAACCCCAUGGAAAACUCCUCGAUGGUAUCAAAAACGGCACGGUAA